Sitophilus oryzae (rice weevil) is the source of this 564-nucleotide messenger RNA. RefSeq lists its product as uncharacterized. The transcript has 2 exons. The record is from RefSeq and is a predicted model, not a curated record. Gene Ontology annotation, cellular component: transcription regulator complex; nucleus. Lineage: Eukaryota; Metazoa; Arthropoda; Insecta; Coleoptera; Curculionidae. The coding region runs from base 1 to 564 and encodes 187 amino acids. Gene Ontology annotation, biological process: regulation of transcription by RNA polymerase II.
AUGGAAGAGAAACUAAUUGAAGCUGUGCGGGUUAACAAAAUAUUGUUUGAUACAAGUCAUCCGGAUUAUAUGCGAUCUAAGUUAAAGAGUGAAAAGUGGGAAGAAAUAGCUAAGGAAAUCGGAAUGAAAAACGGAGUCGACGCAAAGGCAACUUGGGAAAAAUUGAGGCAUUUCUUAAGGGAUGCACUCAGACGACAACAGAAGUGUAUCACAAGCGGAGCCGCUGCGGAAACUAUUAAGCAGUGGAAAUUUCAAAAGCAAAUGAACUUUUUACAGCCUUACAUGGCGAACAGACCUCGUGAUAGUAACUUGACUGCAAAUAGUGACAGUGACCAUCCAGCGCCUAAUAAUGAAAGUGUUCAAGAUGAAGAUAUACAGGAAGUCAGCGAAGAACUAAUUAACGUGGGACCAAUUGAUGUGAACGUUGACAGAAAUGAAAUUGAAGUUGAACUUGAACCUGAAAAAUGUCCACUUCCUUUGAAGAAAACUAAAACUGUUAAAAGAGACAACGUUAUCACUUUACUUAAACAAAACAUGGAGAAGAGAGAAGAAAGACAUAAAUAA